ACGUAAUGCCAUGACGAUUUGUAGCACUAUUUUGAAUAAACGAACCCAAUGUUUCUAAGCGAUUACAAGUAACUUAAAAAAAAAUCGUAGUUGAAUUUUUUCAAUGAUGCGAAAUGGCGCCUCAAGUUCUAUUCGAACGCCUAUGCGUUCGAAAAGUUUUUCUCCUUAUCGAUCGCUAAGAAAACAUGCAACCGAAAAAUACGGAAAAGCGGUAACAGGGUUUUCACUUGACACCUCAGCAGAUCUAGAAACAAAUUACCGAACUAUGAGGAACUUAGAAAAUGAAUAUAUUAAAAGUCUGCAACAACAGAUUUAUCUUUUGGAGCUAGAGAACAACUAUAUUCGACAUCAAGCCGCCGAAGUGAUGGAUAAACAACCUUUGAUGGUUUGCGAGGCAUCUAAUUCCUUGAAAAAGCUCAAAGAAAUGCAAGAAAGAACUGACGGUUUGAAACUUGAAAUUCAUCGUAAAGAAGCUCACAUAAGCAUAUUACAACAGAAAUUAAAUCGUUGUGAAGGGAGUUUACGGGAAACCUUAUUAUAUCGUGAUAAAGAAAAAGAUGAAUUAACACGUCAAUGUAUGACACUUCGAGGUGAACGUGAAUUAGCAUUACGUGAAGUUUAUCAAAAAGAUGAACAAAUAAAAGAAUUACAAUAUCAAUUAUGUAAUCAAAAAUCAAAUAUAACUGCUAUGGAAAUACAAUUAGAUAUUCUUAGAGCUAAACUUGAUGAUGAAACAAAACGAGCAAAUGAUCUAGAAAGAUCUUUAAUUGAAAGUCGUUCACAACUAGUUGAAUUCAAUACAAUAUUAAGACAAUUAGAAGUUCAUUAUCAACAAGAAUUAAAUCGUUUACAAUCAACACCACAGAAUGAAUUUAAGGAUAAAAUACGUCAUCUUGAACAAAAAUUAAGUGAUGCCUUCCUGAGAUCAGAAAAUGAUCGGUAUAUAAAGGAUAAACAAACUGAUAAAAAUGAUGUACUUUUAAAAGAAAAUCUACAUUUAAGUAAUGAAUUGGAAAAGUUAAGAAAACUAGCCGAAGAAUCUCAGUCCUUAUUUGAACGAAGUCAAUUUAAACAAACAGAAGAUAUCGCCGAAUUGAACCGAUUAAAACAACGAGAAAAUGAAUUAAUGCAUAUGAAUGCAAUGCUUCGUCAAGAUGUAUUGCUGAAAUCUAGAGAGAACGAAAAGCUUCAACAAGAGCUUGCUUAUCGAGAAAAAACGUCUGAUAGCUUGUUAUCAGGAAAACAAAUCCAACCAGAUUUAACUCAACAGUUUGAAGCUUUGAAGAAGGAACGUCAACUAUUUAUUGAAAAUGUGAAGAAGAUUAAUGAAGAGAUUGCUGAACAAAAAAUAAAAAUUGACCGGUUAGAGCAAGAGAAAACCAAACCUUUAAAUAAUGAUAGUUGGAUAAACAAACACACUAAUGGCAAUGAUGAUAUACAGUUAUUAUUGAAUGAAGAAAGUCUAUCCCCUGUAAACAUCAAUAAAGCUAAUACAUCGCCAACAAGUCGAAAACCAGUGGAUGAAGCAAUUAUUAAGGCAAUUCAAAGACCUAGAAAGUGAAAUUCUAUGGUCUCUUCAGAAAUACCUGACGUAAACAGAUAAACGGAACACAAAAUAGACAGAUGAAAGCGAUUACAACUGGGUUUUCUCUUUAAAUUUCUUUAAUUUAACCCACCUAUCUAUCUAGAUUAUGAUCAAUCCAAAAACG
Messenger RNA from Schistosoma intercalatum, 1709 nucleotides. NCBI's taxonomy places the organism in Eukaryota, Metazoa, Platyhelminthes, Trematoda, Strigeidida, Schistosomatidae. The record is from the annotation of a GenBank genome assembly.